AUGUUCAUGCACCCAUCAGUACGUAAAGGUGCCAUCACAGAACCAACCUCCACUCCCUUCAUCAACUAUCCCGACUCCGUCUUCAUCCAAGACGACCAGUUCCUCCCCGAGUACUCCCAGGACAUUCCCUUUCAGUAUCUCAGCCAGGAGCAACCGCGCCUGCAGUCGCCCUUCCACUAUCGCCAGGACUUAACCUUUGCCUCUCCGCCAAACUCCGUGCCAUCGUCUCCUACCUCGUCGCCAGCCUCCUCUAUCUCUCACUUUCCCGCCACAACGGCAGCUUCUGCUGAUUACGCUGCCGUCUUUGACGGGUCAUCCUCCUUUGAAGCGCCGUCAAUGACCCCUGCUCCUUCCUACAACCCUGAGAUUCACAUCCAGCACUCCGGUUCGCCACAGCCGCAGUCGUACCUGCCUCAAUACCACCAGCAGCAAUUCGUCUUUAACAACUCUCAAAUGUUGGCGCAACAGUACAUUAAUAACAACGGGUGGGAGAACAACGCGCAGCUGUCUACCCCAGCUCAUGCCCACGCUAUCCCGCGCAUGGCACACCAGUACACCACUUCACAACAGCAGACACCCAGCUCAUCAUCAGGGCGGUCGCCAGGGAACUCAUUCAACGGCGGCAACAACUACAGCAGUGCUUCCACAAAGCCUCUGCCUACGCCGGUGCACACCCCAGUACAGCAGACGUUCUUGACUCCUCAGUUCCAGAAGAACGGCCCGUCGCACGAUGGUAGCUACUCUUUCAUGGCGGAACAGCAACAGAACCAGCCACAGCACCAGCACCAGCCAAGCGACCACUCUCACGCGGCAUCCGUCUCAACUGUGAGCCACAACUCUCCUGUCACUCCUCAGAACCAUUAUGAGGACGUCGACGACAGCUCCAAAGCUGCUGGCAAUGACUACAAUGCUGUCAAUGGCCUUAUCCCCAAGCUCAACCGCACAAUGACCGACAUUUACCAGGACGAUCUGAUCAACCCAGCUGCCGUGACGACGCCACAGGCUGCAAACCAGUCUUCCAGUCAGCAGCAUGCUUUGCUAGCUCCGUCUUACCCCAACAUGAUCGCGAACCGUCUCCAGGCCGCAAACUCUGCCCGAACUCAAUCACCCGUUGGGUCAAUCCACCGGGAGCGCUCUCCAUUCAGACAAAACUCUCCUCUGGCAGCAGAGUACGAGAAUGACGCUUUCCGACAGCAGGCAGUGACCAGCGUGCCCACCAGCCAAAAUGGAAUGGCCAUGCAGCACCAGCCUCAAACUGAGCAGCCAAAGACGAUCUCCCCCAAGGAUGCAGUGUUGAGCGACUUCAACGAGGGUGAUGACCAGGGUCUGCACAUGCCCUACCAACCCGACUUCAAUCUCGGUGAUACUCUUGGGCUACGACAAGACAACACCUUCCAGGCCCCGAGUUUCCCCUCGAUGGACUCGUUCCCUGCGCAAUUCAACCAAGCGCCCGCCUCAACCCAGCAGUUCUCAUUCAACCACCCCGAGCAAAGUCGCAGGCAGUCCCUACAGCAGCAACAGAACUUCCUACAGCAGACCCCGGAUUUCCCGGCGUCAAUGCCUCGCUUUGAGUCUACGGGAAGCGAUGUUUACUCUAAUGACAUGGCGUCGCCUUCUAUGUCAAGGACAGUCCAGCGACCGCAAAACACUUCUGCAGAGGGUGGCACCUACACUUGCACAUACCACGGUUGCACAGAACGUUUCGAGACACCCUCGAGGCUGCAGAAGCACAAACGCGAUGCGCACCGUCAAACCACACCGGGCGGUCACAUGGUUCCUCGCGGCGAUGUUUCGUCACGCAACUCACAGGCUGGUCCCCACAAGUGUGAGCGGACAAAUCCUUCGACAGGGAAGCCCUGCAACUCGAUUUUCUCCCGACCUUACGAUCUUACGCGGCACGAAGACACGAUCCACAAUGCCCGCAAGCAAAAGGUCCGCUGUCAUUUGUGCACCGAGGAAAAGACCUUCUCGCGCAAUGAUGCCUUGACACGGCACAUGCGGGUUGUGCACCCCGAAGUUAACUGGCCAGGCAAGCAAAAGCGCAGAGGCCGCGAGUAA
Molecule: messenger RNA, 2058 nt
Organism: Aspergillus puulaauensis
Lineage: Eukaryota; Fungi; Ascomycota; Eurotiomycetes; Eurotiales; Aspergillaceae
Product: stress-regulated transcription factor RPN4
Exons: 2
Coding region: 1-2058 (685 amino acids)
Biological process (GO): regulation of transcription by RNA polymerase II
Cellular component (GO): nucleus
Source: RefSeq, a predicted model, not a curated record